AUGUAUGAGGCCAUUGAUAUUUUCGGGAAAAAUUUGGUGACGACUGAGGGAAAUGACUGGGUCCGUCACCGCAAGGCAACAGCCGCCACGUUCUCGGAGACGAAUAUUCGGAUUGUAUGGACGGAAACACUCCACCAGGCGCAGCAAGUAGCCCGAAGUUGGAUUGGGACGGGCCAUGCGCCCGAGACGGUAGUAAACGCCUGGGAAGACAUGAAAACCCUGAGUCUACACGUGAUAAGCCGUGCUGGAUUUGGAAGAAAAAUGGUGUGGCCGGGAGAAACCCCUUCCCUCAGUGGCUCGAGUGUGGAUGCCGGCAUAAAUGGCGACGCGAUCCCUGAAGCCCACACGUUGAGUUUCAAGGCUGCUUUGAGCACAGUCUUAGAAAACUUAUUCAUGGUGGCUGUAUUACCCAGCGUGGUCUUGGCAAAUAUCCCCAGCAAAACAGCCAAUCUAGCUUAUCAAGCAUAUAAAGAGUGGUCUGCGUAUAUGGCCGACAUGUAUCAGGAGAAACUUGCAGGAAUAGAGGCUGAACAUACUUCAGAAGACAACAACACUGGGGAAGUAGAAUCAAUGGACCUCUUAGGCGCUCUCAUUAGAAACAGUGCCUCAGGGGGCAAAGACGAUCAGAAAGCCCUUAGCAAACGCGAAGUACUUGGUAAUGCGUUCAUAUUCAUGUUUGGUGGGCACGAAACCACAGCGAGCACCAUGUACUUUGCCCAGAUUUUUCUUGCACUGCAUCCAGCCAGCCAGCGUGAGCUGCAGGCCGACCUUGAUGCGCAGUUCCCUGCAGACUAUCCCGUUGCCAGUUGGGACUACGACAGAGAGUGUGCUCGUCUCCUGGCAACGAUGCCAGGCGCCGUACUCAACGAGACACUCCGUCUAGUACCGCCUCUCAUGAGCCUCCCGAAGACUACAGCACUGGGUCGAGGCCCGCAGCCACUAGACCUCAAUGGCCGUACUGUGUACGUGCCACCCGGAACGCGCGUCAACGUGGUGAUUCCCGCAGCGCAUCGCAAUCCAAACUACUGGCCAGGCCCCGAGGAAGAACUGCAUGCCUUCCGGCCGCAGCGCUGGCUCCUUGAUGGGGCAUCUGCAGACCACAAACAGGCUGGUGACCUACCGAUACCGUUCCGCCCCUGCAAAGGCGCCUAUCUUCCGUUCAGUGAGGGACGGCGCGCAUGUAUCGGCAGGCGCUUUGCGCUGGUCGAAGCCGUGGCCACGUUGGCGGUUCUUUUGCGCCACCACAGCGUCGAGCUGGCGGUCGACGACCUGGCAACUGAUGAGGAGGUAGAAAAGAUGGGACAUGCUCAGCGCGCAGAAGUGUGGGAGUUGACUGCAGCUAAGGCUAGAUAUAUGAUGAGCGAAGGCCUCUCGACCCUGAGUUUCAAGCCCAGAGACUCAGUCCCACUGCGCUUCGUGGAAAGGGGAAGCGAGAGAUUCUACCAACAGUAA
Molecule: messenger RNA, 1452 nt
Organism: Neoarthrinium moseri
Lineage: Eukaryota; Fungi; Ascomycota; Sordariomycetes; Amphisphaeriales; Apiosporaceae
Exons: 4
Coding region: 1-1452 (483 amino acids)
Molecular function (GO): oxidoreductase activity, acting on paired donors, with incorporation or reduction of molecular oxygen; monooxygenase activity; iron ion binding
Source: RefSeq, a predicted model, not a curated record